CAAUAAUGAUAAUAAGGAUAUUUCCUGCUCUCUUCUUCACUUCUUCUCUUUUUGAUCGAACUAUCGAACUAUCGAACCAUCUCACAUUUCAUUUGUUGAGUAUAUAGUACUGAAUCCUCUAAAAUCCAUCAAGUUCAUUUCCGUACCUUUCGUCGUCCAUAGCUAGGAUUUGUAUUUUUCCCCCCUACCCACAUCGUCCUCUCACCAUGGUUCUUACUGCCCCCCCUGCCGAAGUGGCCAUUAUUGGCGGAGGUCUUGCCGGCCUAACCCUCGCUCUGGCGCUGCAUGAUCUGAAUAUCCCCUCUACGGUCUAUGAGGCCCGCUCUGCGGAUUUCGACCAAGGGGGCGGUAUUAUGCUAUCACCCAACGCCUUGAGGGUCCUCGAUAGCGUGGGUGUCUACAAACGUAUUCGCGACAACUCACUACAAUUCGACAUCCUCACCUUCAAGGAUGUCCAGGACAAGACUACUGAUGUGUACUACUUUGGCUCUGAGGAGCUAUACGGCUACCAUGCCAUCCGUAUCAUGCGUAAACAACUUCUAGAUGAGUUGAAGGCCAUGGUGCGGGAGCGCAACAUCCCCAUCCACUUUGAUAGUAAAUUGACUGCCAUCACAUCCGAUGGCCCAGACAAGGUCGAGUUUACAUUUGCGGACGGACGCGUCGCAUCCGCUCCUCUCGUAAUCGGAGCCGACGGAAUCCAUUCGACCGUGCGUGGGACUUUCUUACCCCAGGUGAAGCCUAUGUACGCCGGUUUCAUGGGUAUCAACAGCGUUGUGCAGAGAUCUCAGCUUCGUAUCCCUGAAGGCUACAGCCUACCCGCAACUGUCAUGGCCAAGCCGGGCGCCUUUCUGCUAGUCCCCCAAAAGCCGGACGGGUCCGAGCUUUUUAUUGGCUCGCAGAGGCGAUUUCCCGGGCUAGACGCGGCAGGUUGGGAAGCGCUGAGAAAGGACAAGCAAAAGUUGUAUGAAAUGCUUCAAGAGAAUAAGUCUGACUGGCCGGAUAUCGUGCAAUCAGCUCUAGAGGCGACGCCAGUGGACCGGAUGGGAUUUUGGGCUUUCCACGGUAUACCGCCCUUAGCAUCGUGGUUAUCUGAGUCCAAGAGAAUUAUCCUAGUCGGAGACGCAGCGCACGCAAUCCCGCCAACUGCCGGCCAGGGUGCCAACCAGGCUUUCGAGGAUGUAAGAGCACUGGCCACUCUGCUCUCAAAGCUCUCCCCCGAGGUGCCGCUAGACAAGGCUGCCGCGCAAUGGCAAACCUAUCGCCAAGAGCGAGUUAAGAAAGUCCUUGACCUAACUAACCAGAUGAACGCGAAACGUCUCCCCGAAUCAGAGCGAGCUAAGAUGCCACCGGGCGCUAUCUGGAGUGACCAGUCCCUCACACGUGGUGAGGGUGGAGAGUUAGGCUGGCUAUACAAUCCGGAUUUGACACAGGAGGCUGAGAAGUGGGUGGAAGAGCUCAAACAGGCUGCUAAUCCUUGAAGGCAAAAAAAGAUAUGCCCAGAAUUGGACUCUAGGGAUGACUACCUAUUUACCUAGGUUAGACAUGUACAUACCCGAUUAGCCUUGUAAGUGCUGUACUUUCGUAGCAAAAAGCCGUUUCCACCUUGGGGUCCGUAAAUGCUACAUUGCGGAAAUAGACUGUUGUCCCCGCAAGUACGCUACGAUUUUGAUAGCAAUGUAAAUGUUGGAAGUUGGUGUACACCAAUGUCCGAGCAAUAGUGCAAAUAACCAACAGUAGUAUUAUUUAUAAAUGUUAUGUGUUAUACUCUA
Messenger RNA from Daldinia decipiens, 1769 nucleotides. Its product is annotated as kynurenine 3-monooxygenase. The record is from RefSeq and is a predicted model, not a curated record. The coding region runs from base 207 to 1478 and encodes 423 amino acids. Gene Ontology annotation, molecular function: FAD binding; monooxygenase activity. Lineage: Eukaryota; Fungi; Ascomycota; Sordariomycetes; Xylariales; Hypoxylaceae. The transcript has 2 exons.